GCGAAUAUUAUGCACACAAAGCCAUUCUCGCGGCCCGAUCUCCAGUCUUCGCCGCUAUGUUUGAACACGAGAUGGAGGAGAAGAAGCAGAACAAAGUGGAGAUCACAGACAUGGACCACGAAGUGCUGAGAGAAAUGCUGCGAUUCAUAUACACCGGCAAAGCGACCAAUUUAGAGAAAAUGGACGCCGACUUACUGGCGGCCGCCGACAAAUACGAUUUGGAACGACUGAAAGUGAUGUGCGAAGAGUCUCUCUGUUCCAACUUAUCGGUGGAGACGGCGGCAGAGGUGCUGAUACUGGCAGACAUGCAUAGCGCCAACCAAUUGAAAGCACACGCCAUUGAAUACAUCAAUACACACGCCACAGACAUAAUGGAAACCCAGGGCUGGAAGACAAUGAUCAACAGACAGCCCCAUCUCAUAGCAGAAGCGUUUAGAGCG
This is a messenger RNA of Oppiella nova, 440 nucleotides long. NCBI's taxonomy places the organism in Eukaryota, Metazoa, Arthropoda, Arachnida, Sarcoptiformes, Oppiidae. The record is from the annotation of a GenBank genome assembly.